GGUGACUUUCUGAAAGCUUUUUUGCAUGAGAUGAAAAUCAGUGAUGAAGGGUAGUUUCCUCAGGAACAGGGAGAAAGUUGGAAAGGGUGGUGUUCCCCACCCCACCGCAUCAGCUGCUGUUAACCAUCUGUUCAGCGGCCAUGGCGGUUCAAGCCUGCAACUACCAACAUAACAAUGUCGGUGCAUUUCUGUUUGGCAAUUUGGCUUGCGUAUAAAUUAUGAUGUUGACGGCAGCGCUAUUCUGCAUCAGCAACGAUUCCUUCCCUUAUAUUGGAAUGAACAACUGAUGAUCUGAGAGGAAAUCAAAAGAAGCAGAACCAUCAAGGAGAUGUGAGGAGAUCAGGAGAUUCUUGCCUGCUCCUAUGGAACUGUACUGUUUCUUAGGAAUGAAAUUCAUGCCGUUCAAACAUGCUCUCAGGUAAGUCGCGGGCACGCAAGCACGAAUGGAUGGUCGUGGAUUGUUGUCCAGUCAUUGACCGGCCAUCCAUUCUAGAAAAGAUUAACAAGGGGGCUUAGUCAACAAGAGCAGGAUUAAAGAAAAUUGCGGCGACCAGCUGCAAACCCAGCGUGCAGGCUGCACCGCAGCUGCCGGGUUCAAUGCGUAGCGUGCGUGGACGCGGCACCCACACGGAGAACACAUCGUCUGAUCACCGUCGUCGUGUUGCUGUCAGCUCCGUCACAGCUCAGAAAUCCGCAUCAGAAUUUCUGUUUUUGAUUACUUUUCUUUUGUGGAAAAGACAAGGAGAGGGCGAAGCCCGGAAAUGGAGAGCAGCUCGUGCCAUGGCGACACGCGCCGGAGCCGCGGCCGCAGCGGCGGCGGCGGGGGUAGUACCAGCGGGCAGGCCAUCUUCACUGCGGAGUGGUCCCACCAGUUCCAUUCCCGCUGCGUCUCCGACUCAGGGAGCGCCCCGAACGGCCGCCCGCCCAGCAGCGCCCGGUGGCGCGAGCUGCCGUCCCUCCGCACCACGAACUCGUCGCCGCGCCAGCCGCCGCCGCCGCCCGUCGCGUUGGCCGCGCCGGCGUCCCAGCCGUUCUUCCGGCCCAUGGAGCCGCGGGUGUUCGACGACGACGACCCGGUGGACCGGACGCCUCGGGCGAUGCGUGAGGACCAGCACCGCGGCGCAGGCGCGGCGGAGGCAUCCGACGGAGGAGCAGUGGCCCUCGCCACGCACUGCGAGUACUCGGCCCUCGCGAGGGACGCGUCCACCGACGACUUCGCCGUGCUGGUGCACGCCAGGGCACCCGGGAUCGCCGGGGCUGGCGGGGCGGCGGCGCCGCGCGCGCCGCUGGACCUGGUGACCGUGCUCGACGUGAGCGGCAGCAUGGUGGGCACCAAGCUCGCGCUGCUGAAGCAGGCCAUGGGGUUCGUCAUCGACAACCUUGGCCCCCGGGACCGCCUCUGCGUCGUGUCCUUCUCCUCCGGCGCGUGCCGCCUCAUGCGGCUCGCGCGCAUGUCGGACGCCGGGAAGGCCCUGGCGAGGCGCGCCGUGGAGUCCCUCAAGGCGGGCGGCGGCACCAACAUCGGGGAGGCGCUCCGCAGGGCCGCCAAGGUGAUCGACGAGCGCAUGCACCGGAACGCCGUCGCCAGCGUCGUGCUCCUCUCGGACGGGCAGGACACGUACACCGUGCCGAGGCGCGGCGGCUACGGUGGCCGCGACGCCAACUACGACGCGCUCGUGCCGCCUUCCUUCGCGUACGACGGUGACGGGAGGCGUUCGGCCCCCGUCCACACGUUCGGCUUCGGCACGGACCACGACGCGGCGGCGAUGCACACCAUCGCCGAGGCCACCGGCGGGACGUUCUCCUUCAUCGAGGACGAGGCGGCCAUCCAGGACGCGUUCGCGCAGUGCAUCGGCGGGCUCCUCUCCGUCGCCGUGCAGGAGCUGCGCGUUGACAUCGCGUGCGUGCACCCGGGCGUGCGCGUCCGCGCGAUCAAGUCCGGCAGCUACGCGAGCCACGUCGAAGCCGACGGCCGCGCCGCUACCAUCGACGUCGGCGAGCUCUACGCGGACGAGGAGAGGCGCCUCUUGCUGUUCCUGCACGUGCCGAGGGCCCGCGCCGCGGACGACGCGACGCGCCUGGUCAGAGCGGCCUGCGCCUACCGCGACACGGCCACCGGACGGGGCAAAAGCGUCGCCGGCGAGGACGCGGUGGUGCUGAGGCCAUGGGGCGCCGUGACCGCGGGGCGCUCCGUCGAAGUCGAGCGCGAGCGCGUCCGGGCGGAGGCGACGGACGGCAUCGCCGCGGCCCGGGCGGAGGCGGAGCGUGGUGCGCACGCGGAGGCGGUGGAGAUCCUCCGCAGCCGGCAGCGCUCCGUGGCGCGGUCCGCCGCGGCGCGGGCGGGGGACUCCGCGUGCCUGGCGCUGUCGCGCGAGCUGCGGGAGAUGCGCGCGCGCGUGGCGGACCGGCAGCGGUACGAGCUGUCCGGGCGCGCGUACGUGCUCGCCGGGCUGAGCUCGCACGCGCAGCAGCGCGCCACGUCGCGGCAGAUGGUGUCCGGCGGCGGGGCGGAGACGCUGGGCGGCGGUUGGACGGCGGAGGAGCGCAGCGUGGCCUUGGCUACGGCGGGAGCCACGACGUCGUACAUGACGCCGGCGAUGCUGGACAUGCUGGACCGGUCGCGGAGGUCGCGGGAGCUGCUGCAGCGCCGCCAACAACCGACGCAAGAACGGCGAAGAACAUUUUGAGCGCACGGAGGAAGCAGGGCUUUUGUGAUUGUGAUGUGAUGCCUUCUGAUUGUUAAUUCCGAACGAGAAUGACUGUAGGGCAUGAAACAGAUCCAAACCUUACAUUUCAUGCUUUUCAGUUUGCACUAGAAUCAAAUUGGCAUCUUUGGUGGAGGCGCGCCAAUCGUUGCUGAACCGAACGCGGUAGUAGUUUGCCAGAUUGCAAAUUCAUCGAGCUGAGCUUGCUGCU
Panicum hallii is the source of this 2916-nucleotide messenger RNA. Its product is annotated as E3 ubiquitin-protein ligase WAV3-like. NCBI's taxonomy places the organism in Eukaryota, Viridiplantae, Streptophyta, Magnoliopsida, Poales, Poaceae. Bases 762 to 2687 code for a protein of 641 amino acids. The transcript is spliced from 2 exons. The record is from RefSeq and is a predicted model, not a curated record.